Messenger RNA from Closterium sp. Yama58-4, 1818 nucleotides. The record is from the annotation of a GenBank genome assembly. Lineage: Eukaryota; Viridiplantae; Streptophyta; Zygnematophyceae; Desmidiales; Closteriaceae.
AUGGAAAUCGCUCGGAUUAAACGCGCUGCCAUAUGGGCAUUCGCUGGGCUGGGACUCGCGCUGGCCGUCAUCUCCUGCUGCGAGAUGGCCGACAACUAUUUCGUUCUCAUCCACCCCGACGCUUGCAUCGCUUCAUCCAACGGCACCCACUGCGCGGCAGAAUUCCGCGUGGCGCGGCGAUCCCUGAGCGUCCUGCCGCAGACCCCGGAGCAAGUGACCUCAGCCAUGAUCGCAUCGGUGCAAGCGCAAGUCGCGGCGCUAAUCGAGGCGGCCGACGAGAUCAAGACGAACAACGUGCGGGAAGACCAUUUCACAAACGUCAUGGCGAGGACUUGCGCGCGCCAGGCCGCCAUCGCGCUGCGGUACCUGGGGCAGGCGGGGGAUGCGGUGGAGGCGGGCACGAAUCAGCUCGACGUGCCUUACUGGCUGGCGGCCGCCGACACGCAGAUCGACAACUGCGUCGACGGCUUCCAGACUUUCUCGCCCGCCGCGCAAGGCUUCCCCGCCUACGUCCACCUCGAGUAUACGGCUAAGAAGGCGGGAAGCACGCUUGACGCCCUCUUAUCCAUCACCAAAGCCGCCGCAUCCGCCGCUACCGACGUCGCAUCAACGGAGGAGGACGUGGCUCCCGUGCGCGGUCGCCGCAUGGCCGUCCGAUCCAGCAGCGCGGGGAACGGCGCGAUGGAUUGGCUUGAACCGGGCUUGUACGAGCAACUGCAGGAGCUUCAAACGAGGCUGAAUGCCGAACACGCCGCUUCCGUCGCUGAGGAUUCGGAGGACGGCUCUAUCUCGAGGAGGCAAUUGUUUCACCACCAUCACCACGACCACGGCGACAACAAUGAUAAUAACGACAACAACGACAAGAAGGAUAAGAAGAACAAAGGCAGCAAGAGCAGCAGCAAGAGCAGCAAGAGCAGCAAGAAGGCGUCUCCGAACGAGGGCCCGAUGGUCGUGAGCGCGUCUCUCGCGGCGAGCGCGACCGUCGGAUCGGGAUACAAGUCGAUUCAGGACGCCGUGGACGCCGCUCCUGGCGGCACGCGAUUCGUGAUUUACAUUCCCGCGGGAACGUACAAGGAGCAGGUGGUUAUCUCGACGACGGAUAUCGUUCUGAUUGGCGCGGGCGCGGGUAAGACGAUCAUCACGGGCGACGCGAGUUACGGCAGCGGGUCCGGGACGUUCGAGUCGGCUACGGUUGGGGUGGAUAGCGACAGGUUCGUCGCCUUCGGUAUCAAGUUCGUCAACACGGCAGGCCCCCAGAAUCACCAAGCAGUUGCGUUUCGCGCCACCGGCGACCAAACGGCUCUUUUCAACUGCGAGUUCGACGGAUCGCAAGAUACACUGUACGUGGACGCGGGCCGGCAGUACUACAAAAACUGCAAGAUUGGCGGCUCGCAGGAUUUCAUUUUCGGCGACGCGGCUGUGGUUAUCGACGCGCCCAAGAUUCAGCUUCACCCGAGCCCCUCUUUCGGCACUCUCACGGCGUCGGGUCGCGCCAAGGACACCCCGACGGGGAUCGUGAUUCGCGACGCGGUUGUCUCAGCGGACAGCGGCACUGCCAAGGUGUAUCUGGGCCGUCCGUGGAAGAAGUGCGCGUUCACGGUGUUCAUCAACGCGUAUCUCCCCGCGGUGAUCGAGAAGGACGGGUGGCUGUCGUGGAACGAGGGCAGCUGCAUGUUUCUGGCGGAGGCGGGCAGCAAGGGGCCGGGCGCCGCGUCGUCCCGCGCGGACUGGGUGGACCCUGGGAUCAUCACGAGCGUCAGCGGAUACGACGCCAACUCGUUCACGCAAGUCAACUCCUGGCUCCGCCUCUCGCGCUAG